UGUAUCAAUGCCUUGAGUGUAGAGGUGAAGAAGUUUCCUUUUAAAUGUCAAACUCCUAGAGGGCCACGGCCGGGCUCCCACACUCGGUCCAGAGUCCGAGCAGCGAGAAAGUUGCCACCCUCCUCAUCUAGAAGGCGCUUUCCGGUCUCAACGCUUCAGACGCGUGCCCCGGCAACCGUUGCUAAGGGGCGGGACUCAGACCCUGAGCCUAGUUGCCCGCGGCUUGAGAACGUAUGGGAAUUCAAAUAAGGUUCCGCCCCCGUUGCCAUGACGCCCGGACCCGCGACCGGAAGAACGACCCGGAGUGAAGAGAGCACCCUCAGCAGAGGGGCCCGGGGCUGCGGCACCCGGGUCCAACCUGCAGACUGGGCCCCUGAGACCCAGAGCCUGAACACCUUGUCCCUCCCACUGCGCUGCCACAGCCCUGAUGACCACAUCCCUGAUCCCAGGACUGCAGACCUGAGAGAAAGCAUGAAUCUUUUUAAUAAAUGUAACAGGUAUCACCUGUGGACACAUGCUGCCCCCACACCCGGAUGUUUGACCCACAGCAGAAGGCAGCUGCCUGCAGGUUGUGUGAGGAUGGACCCAGCCAGGAAUGGAUGCCCAAGGUCUCGGCCAUACUCAGCCAGUGUCCAGGUGCGGGAGCUGAGCUGGCAGGGCCUGCACAAUCCCUGCCCACAGAGCAAGGGCCCUGAGAGGCACCAGGUCAGCCACAGAGAGCAAUGGAUAAAAGAGCCCCUGUCCCCUGCCCACUUGCAGGCCCUGGCCCAGGCGGAUAACCUCCGAAGUGUGCGGGUAUUAGAGAUAUGUGUGGACACCCUCGAACACAGCCUGGGGAACUUUGGGGUGCACCUUCCCAACCUGAGCCAGCUGAAGUUGACUGGUAGUCGCCUGGGCUCCCUCAGAGACCUAGGUACCUCUCUUGGCCGCCUGCAGGUGCUAUGGCUGGCUCGCUGUGGCCUGGAUGACCUGGAUGGCAUCAGCUCCUUCCCGGCACUGAAGGAACUCUACGUUUCCUACAAUAACAUCUCAGACCUGAGCCCGCUGUGCCUGCUUGACCAGCUAGAGGUGCUGGAUCUCGAGGGCAACAGCCUGGAGGACCUGGAGCAGGUGCGCUACCUGCAGCUGUGCCCGAGGUUGGCCACGCUCACCCUGGAGGGCAACUUGGUGUGCCUGCAGCCAGCCGCCAGCCCAGCUGACAAGGCGCCUGGGUGCUACAACUACAGGGCAGAAGUGAGGAAGCUCAUCCCCCAGCUGCGUAUCCUGGACGAGGUACCCACCACAUGUACCAAUCUGCCUGCCCCCCGGGAGCUGAGCCAGGACUGGCUCAUGGUGAAAGAGGCCAUCAAGGAAGGCAGCAUGCUGGACAGUGUCCUCCCCUCACUGGAUCACACCCAUGGAGCCACACUGCACAAACGUGACCCAGCGCUAAGCCUGCCCGAGACCCCACCCUGGGUCUUGUCCCUGCUAGGCCCAGCAGGACUGACUGAAGGGCUGCUCCCUGAGGACCCAGCCCCUGAAGACCACGCCAGCAACCUCACCCAUGGUGCUGGUCGGGUCCUCUGCGGGAACCUCACCAAAGGCCUAUGGGAGCGUAGGCACCAGUGCCAGGCCCAGAUGCCACCAGAGCAGCUGCCCCUACCUAGAUCAGGUCUGGCUGCCACCCCCGCCACCCCACAACCUGACUCUACUACAGACAGCCAUGAUCUGGUAGUGGCUGGGCUUCCAGGCUGGAGGGAGCUUGAUCUGUGGCCACUGGGAUUCCAGCAGGAAGGGGCUAUAGCCCCCCAGGACCCUUGGAGAACCUGUGAACAGCAAGAGGACCAGGCUGGGCCCAGGCCUUCCCUAGGCCUGGCCUCAGAGCCUUCCAGGACACUGGGCUGCCACCUGAUCCCUUCUCCUCCCAAGAACCCAAUGCCACCUGACUCAACCAGCAGCUCCCCCCAGAGCUCUGCUGACCUGCAAGUCAGAGGACGGAGGCUCAGAGCCCUGGGCAGCCUAAGGCCUGGCCUGGGUGAGGGGUUGACCUCAGUGACCACCCUGAGAGCCCUAGAGGGUACCUCAGGUCCCACCCUCAAGCCUAAUGAUCCAGAACCAAAGCCAGCCCUGGAUCCAGCAGCCAGACCCCCAGCCCUCUGCUGCUUAUGGUAUCUGAGCCCUUCACCCCAGUCCAUCCCCACCCUUGGUGCAAAGCCCACCAUCAGGCUUGCUUGGAAUAGUGCCCAGCAGGCACCCCUGGGGUCCUGGGAGCCCCUGUGGACCCUGGCCCCAUAGACCCAGAGCAUCUGGGCUGGGAGGGUGGGAGGCGGGCCUGGCCCUGGAAAGGUCCUGGGUGGAAAGGAGUCGGGCUUGGGGCCUUCCCUGGAUCCUGACCUCCCUGGGAACAGUCAUCCAGGCAGACCUGGCAGAGAACUCCCAGAUGCGGUCAGGCCUGGGCCAGGUGGCUGGAGCUGGCCUGGGCUUUCUGGGGGCCCAGGGACUGAGUGGCUUACCCCACCA
Fukomys damarensis (Damara mole-rat) is the source of this 2499-nucleotide messenger RNA. It is a transcript of the gene Lrrc56, whose product is annotated as leucine rich repeat containing 56. The record is from RefSeq and is a predicted model, not a curated record. Gene Ontology annotation, molecular function: protein binding. NCBI's taxonomy places the organism in Eukaryota, Metazoa, Chordata, Mammalia, Rodentia, Bathyergidae.